This is a messenger RNA of Ogataea polymorpha, 2358 nucleotides long. RefSeq lists its product as uncharacterized. The record is from RefSeq and is a predicted model, not a curated record. Gene Ontology annotation, molecular function: structural constituent of nuclear pore. Gene Ontology annotation, cellular component: nuclear pore; nuclear pore outer ring. Gene Ontology annotation, biological process: post-transcriptional tethering of RNA polymerase II gene DNA at nuclear periphery; protein import into nucleus; regulation of DNA-templated transcription. The transcript has a single exon. The coding region runs from base 1 to 2358 and encodes 785 amino acids. NCBI's taxonomy places the organism in Eukaryota, Fungi, Ascomycota, Pichiomycetes, Pichiales, Pichiaceae.
AUGUCUCUCAACUAUUCCGAUUUCCCUGAGAACCUUGCUACAAGUUAUGCGUUUGAGAAAACUCCACGACUAGAUCCUCAAGUAGAAGAUGCAAAUGUCCAUAUCCACUUUGCAAAAGUUUUGAAAGACUUUAGAGUAAAUUUCGGUCACCGUCUUGUUAACGAAUUAAUCAAAGAUUUCCGAAAGUUCUCGGCUCAGGAACUUCUGAGUUGCUACGAACAGAAUGCAGAUCAAAGCAUAAUCGAAAACUGGAUUUUGGAAAGUCAAUUUUGGGACUUGGUAGAAACAGUUUUUCAAGACAGAUUUGUCAAGGAUUUAUCUAAUCGUGAUAAGGAGGUUCAGAGGAUGAAAAAGAUCAACAAAUUUACAUCUAGAUCCAUUAUGUCAGACAAUGCUCUGAUGCAGAAUUCUGAGCUGUCCCGAAUUUACCUCCUGAUGAAUUGGCUUUCGAAAAGUUUCAAACUUGAUCUUAUUAAUAACGACGACAAAAUUGAUGUGAGCUCGUUGCCCGCAACCAAAUGGCUUAAUACGAAAAUGCGAAUUCAAUCCAACAAUCUAAGAGAUGCACAUGGGUAUCUUGACGACGAUUUUUAUCUGCGCAAUUCCAGCGAUGGUUUACAUGAUGAUGAUAGACGUGAGAAUGAUAAUUUUUUCAAAGCUUGCUUCUACUUGCUUCUUUCCGGAGAGACAGAACAGCUAUUUCAACUGUGUGAGAAUACAAAUAACUGGGGUUUCUCGCUCAUAUUGACAGCUUUGCAGGAUUAUAUUGACCCUAGAGUUGAACUGGAUGACGAUGCUGCAAAGCCUGUAGGCGUGAAGAAUACAAUCUUGUGGAGACGCUCUUUAUACAGGUUAUGUCAGGCCAAAAAUCUCUCUAAAUACGAGAAAGCGUGCUACGGAUAUCUCUGUGGAGAUGUUGACUCGUGCCAACAGCAGGCUCGCUCCUGGGAAUCUAAAUUGCUGAUUUACCUCAAUAAUAUUUUCCUUUAUGAGCUAGAACAAGGAAUGGUUGCAUCAGAGUAUCCCUUAAGCUCAAAUUUAACAUCUGAUUGGUGUGCUUUUCGACUUUCCCGACCACCAAAGGUUGCGGAAACCAUUACUGAUGCGUUGAAUAUGAUAGCAUCUUCUUCAGAUCAAAUUAUCAAAGAUCAGAGUCAGCAUCCUCUUCGUGUUCUUAUGGGGUCUGUAAUGUCCGAUAACGUUGAGACUCUCAUGAGAAAUUGUUUGGAUUCACUUCAAAGUUUAUUACUACGGUCUGCAGGAGAAUUCGACUCGUUUGAACUCACCAGUGACGCUUAUCUAUUAAGGGUCCUUGUCCAUUUUGCGAUAGUUUUGGAACUGAUUUUCGGUGAUCAAUUGAUAUCAAAUACCGAAUACACUGAGUUGCUGAGAUCCUAUAUUUCAAGGCUAAUUUUAUACAAGCAUUAUGACUUGAUUCCAAUUUAUAUUUCCUUCAUCCCCAAGGAUGAAGAUUUAGUGGAUUUAUAUUCACAUCUGAUUUCGCAUUAUCAAUUUGAGAAGAGCGAGCGGGUCAAACAGCUCAAACUUAUUAGACAGCUCAAUUUGCCAUUAGAAUCAAUACUGAGAAAAAGUGCCACGACACUAUUCAAUUCCACCAAGCACAUGUAUAUUCACGAUCAAGAAAUCUGUCUAACCUCGGACGUGGCCGACUGUGAUCGCAAAUUGUUUAGUACAGUUUAUUGGUUCCAUGAUGCUGGUAUGCUGUGCGACUGCAUUGAAUCUAUGGUUUCCCUUUUUAGAAGGCUAUUAUUAUGUGGAAAGGUUCAAGCUACUAUUGAGAUGAUUGAGUCGUUUAACGUAUCUGAUGUUAUUCGCGAUUACAAAUACAAGGUCGAAUCAUUGGAGGGGAUCGACGAACUUCCAAAUGAAUUUUCGAAUGGACUGUUUGUGAUUCCAGCUUUCAAACUUGAUGAGUUGAUGCAGUAUCAGAUAUUUGCGGAAAAUUUCAAGAGUUUGAAUGAAUUUCAACGGAACAGUCUCUGCAUGAAGUCUGAAGCUCUUAUUGAAAAUGUGCUGAUAACUUCAUCUUCUAUAGAACAACUCAUUAAGUCGUUUUUGUUUGAUCUUUCAAACGACCAGUUCAUUGACCUGGAGGAUCGCAAAAUCUAUUGUGAGCUGAGACAGCUAUACAUACCUGCUUUAUUCGACAUGACGUUCAACUUGUUGAUCUCCUUCGAAAAGCAUUCAAGUGAUUUGCUGGUUAGAAAAGCAAUGGAACUUGUUCACUUAUUAAGCUCAAAUGAGUUCAGACUCUAUGAGGUGUUCAGAGCAGCUAAGAAACUCAAAUCAUUUCUGAAAAAGUUUGCUGCUUUAAGCAGUGAGAAUUACAUAUUCUGA